Molecule: messenger RNA, 2514 nt
Organism: Necator americanus (New World hookworm)
Lineage: Eukaryota; Metazoa; Nematoda; Chromadorea; Rhabditida; Ancylostomatidae
Exons: 21
Coding region: 1-2514 (837 amino acids)
Biological process (GO): long-chain fatty acid metabolic process
Cellular component (GO): endoplasmic reticulum; membrane
Molecular function (GO): long-chain fatty acid-CoA ligase activity
Source: RefSeq, a predicted model, not a curated record
AUGAUACCACAUACCACAAGGGUUGGGGUAGAGGAUCAAGAAGGCAAAUACACCCCUGUGGUCCCUGAAGGGGGAAUCGAGGCGGGGAGACGAGACCCUAGGGACGACUACGCACGAAAGCACUACUCAUUUGCCAUCAUCACUCCGAAGUCAGCAGUCAGGAUUUGUAACAAAACCGAGAUUUUGACAAGAAAAUUAGCUCGAAAUAGCUGUAUCGGGGGUUGUCACAUUUGUAGACUUGAUACGAAAACCGACAAAAACGACAGACGAGGAAAAUAUGAUACUCAGUGUUUUAUUCUUCGCUGGUGUCAUUUUGCACAGGAUACUUUAUCAUGCUUUUUUAAUGUGCAAACCGCCAGGUUCACGCCUCUCUCCUACAGGUCAAAGCAUUCUCUGGUCUCGUCUUCGUUCUGGUGUCCUACAAGGGGCUUCGUUGAUCUCAUCGACCAUUUUUUUGUUGGAACAUCUGGAUCUUCGUUUUCCUCCUACCUAUCACUUGCUGCUGCUGGUGCUGUAACUAUGGGUCUUGGCUACUACCUCACAAAAACCAAUAGCAAUGGCAAGAUCACGCCACUGGUGGAUCCUUUAAACCAGACCGUCAAGCAGAAGGACGGAUCGCGUAUAACCGCGUAUCUUAAAGAUGGCAAGCUGCAGUGUUACAUCUAUGAGGAUGCGCGAACUCUUUAUCAAGGUGUACGUCGGGGUGCACGUGUCUCUAACAACGGCCCAAUGCUUGGUCGUCGAGUAAAAAAACCAGAUGGCACUGAACCGUAUGAGUGGCACACCUACAAUGAGGUUAUUGAACGCUCAAAUGACGUUUCGAUCGCAUUUCGAGAGCUGGGGAUCCCGGUGGGAAAUGACACAAAUAUAGGGAUUUACUGCAAGAAUCGACCAGAGUGGGUCAUAACGGAGUUAGCCACCUAUAAUUUCUCUAAUGUUAUCGUUCCCAUUUACGAAACACUUGGUUUCGAAGCCUGCGUUUUCAUACUCAACCAAACAGAGAUGCAGUUGGUCGUCUGUGAUACAGUGUCAAAAGCGAUGGGUCUCCUCGAACAAAAACCUAAUUGUCCUUAUCUGAAAUUCUUGGUGGUGAUGGAACCGAUUACUAAUGAAUUGCGAGCUGCUUCUGAAGCCCAAGGUGUUCGAGUGUUAACUAUGGAUGAGCUAGAAAAGAUCGGUCGCGAGGCAAGCAAUAAGCCUGCACAUCAGCCAUCAAGGCCUGAAGACCUGGCAACGAUUUGUUAUACCUCUGGCACGACAGGCACUCCUAAAGGUGUUAUGCUGACCCACGCAAACGUUAUUGCUGACGGUGUUUGUCUCGAAUUUUUCAAAUAUACCGGCUUCUACUCGACGGAUGUGAUGAUUAGUUUCCUUCCACUAGCACAUAUGCUCGAACGUGUGAUCGAAAGUGUAUGUUUUACUAAGGGAGGUCGAGUUGGUUUCUACAGAGGGGAUAUUCGUCUUCUGGUUGAUGACAUCAAAGAACUUCGACCGACUAUUGUUCCAGUUGUUCCACGUGUACUGAACCGACUUUAUGAUAAGGUAAUGUCUGAAGUUAACAAAUCCUAUAUAAAGAAGGCUCUUUUCAAUCUGGCCAUCGCAUACAAAACUCGGGAAAUGCAAAACUUUGUCAUUCGCAACAAUGGUUUCUUCGAUAAUCUAGUGUUUAAGAAAGUGCGGGAGAGCAUGGGAGGUCGUGUACGACUUAUGGUGACUGGAUCUGCACCUCUCGCCGAAAAUGUCCUCACCUUUGUCCGGGCAGCGAUGGGAUGUGUAGUUGUGGAAGGUUAUGGUCAAACAGAAUGUGUAGCAGCCUGUACGGUCUCAAUGGAAGGCGAUUCAAAUGCUGGACAUGUUGGAAUGGUUAUACCUUCAGCUAAAAUCAAAUUGGUUGAUGUCCCAGAGUUAGGAUAUUUUUCAAAGGAUGAAGCUGGUGAGGUGUGCGUAAAAGGACCUAUUGUUUUCCGUGGUUACUAUAAGAACGAAGAGCAGACGAAGGAGGUUCUAGACAACGACGGUUGGGUACACACUGGUGAUAUUGGCAGGUGGACAAAAGAAGGAACACUGAAGAUUGUUGAUCGAAAGAAGCAUAUUUUCAAGCUAGCGCAGGGUGAAUAUGUGGCUCCUGAAAAGAUUGAAAACAUUUACGCUCGAUCGAGGUAUGUAGCACAAUCGUUUGUAUACGGAGAAUCCCUCAAAACGUGUCUAAUUGCCAUCGUCGUCCCCGAUGCAGAGGAAUUGGUCCAUGCUUGCAAGAAAGAGCUGAACUUAAGCGGAACACUUGAAGAGUUGUGCAGAAACAAAGAUGUUGUCAAGAUGGUUCUAGACGAUAUGAUUGCAGUAGGAAAGAAGAGCGGAUUGUUCUCAUUUGAGCAGGUGAAAGACAUCUACCUCUGUCCAGAUAUGUUUACUGUUGAAAAUGAUCUUCUUACGCCGACGUUGAAAAGCAAAAGGCCCAAGUUAAAGGCAUAUUUUGCUGCCGAAUUAUCUAAGAUGUAUACCAAACUCAAUUAA